Messenger RNA from Procambarus clarkii (red swamp crayfish), 3087 nucleotides. The record is from RefSeq and is a predicted model, not a curated record. NCBI's taxonomy places the organism in Eukaryota, Metazoa, Arthropoda, Malacostraca, Decapoda, Cambaridae.
AUGCUGCUUCCAGAAAUUUUCCUUUUAAGACUACUCAUAGUCCAGUCGGUAGAGCUUCUGCCCCACACGAGUGGUGUCCAGGCCUUGGGUAUUGCUGCCUUGGGUAUUGGUGCCUUGGUUAUUGGUGCCUUGGGUAUUGCUGCCUUGGGUAUUGUUGCCUUGGGAAUUGGUGCCUUGGGUAUUGGUGCCUUGGGUAUUGAAGCCUUGGGUAUUGCUGCCUUGGGUAUUGGUGCCUUGGUUAUUGGUGCCUUGGGUAUUGCUGCCUUGGGUAUUGUUGCCUUGGGUAUUGGUGCCUUGGGUAUUGGUGCCUUGGGUAUUGGUGCCUUGGGUAUUGCUGCCUUGGGUAUUGGUGCCUUGGGUAUUGGUGCCUUGGGUAUUGCUGCCUUGGGUAUUGGUGCCUUGGGUAUUGCUGCCUUGGGUAUUGCUGCCUUGGGUAUUGGUGCCUUGGGUAUUGCUGCCUUGGGUAUUGUUGCCUUGGGUAUUGCUGUCUUGGGUAUUGCUGUCUUGGGUAUUGGUGCCUUGGGUAUUGCUGCCUUGGGUAUUGGUGCCUUGGGUAUUGCUGCCUUGGGUACUGUUGCCUUGGGUAUUGCUGCCUUGGGUAUUGCUGCCUUGGGUAUUGUUGCCUUGGAUAUUGGUGCCUUGGGUAUUGAAGCCUUGGGUAUUGCUGCCUUGGGUAUUGGUGCCUUGGAUAUUGCUGCCUUGGGUAUUGCUGCCUUGGGUAUUGGUGCCUUGGAUAUUGCUGCCUUGGGUAUUGCUGCCUUGGGUAUUGGUGCCUUGGGUAUUGCUGCCUUGGGUAUUGCUGCCUUGGGUAUUGGUGCCUUGGGUAUUGCUGCCUUGGGUAUUGUUGCCUUGGGUAUUGCUGUCUUGGGUAUUGCUGUCUUGGGUAUUGGUGCCUUGGGUAUUGCUGCCUUGGGUAUUGGUGCCUUGGGUAUUGCUGCCUUGGGUACUGUUGCCUUGAGUAUUGCUGCCUUGGGUAUUGCUGCCUUGGGUAUUGUUGCCUUGGAUAUUGGUGCCUUGGGUAUUGCUGUCUUGGGUAUUGCUGCCUUGGGUACUGUUGCCUUGGGUAUUGCUGCCUUGGGUAUUGCUGUCUUGGGUAUUGGUGCCUUGGGUAUUGCUGCCUUGGGUAUUGGUGCCUUGGGUAUUGCUGUCUUGGGUAUUGGUGCCUUGGGUAUUGCUGUCUUGGGUAUUGCUGCCUUGGGUACUGUUGCCUUGGGUAUUGGUGCCUUGGGUAUUGGUGCCUUGGGUAUUGCUGCCUUGGGUAUUGGUGCCUUGGGUAUUGGUGCCUUGGGUAUUGAAGCCUUGGGUAUUGGUGCCUUGGGUAUUGGUGCCUUGGGUAUUGGUGCUUUGGGUAUUGGUGCUUUGGGUACUGUUACCUUGGGUAUUGGUGCCUUGGGUAUUGCUGCCUUGGGUAUUGGCGCCUUGGGUAUUGAAGCCUUGGGUAUUGGUGCCUUGGGUAUUGGUGCCUUGGGUACUGUUGCCUUGGGUAGUGGUGCCUUGGGUAUUGGUGCCUUGGGUAUUGGUGCCUUGGGUACUGUUGCCUUGGGUAUUGGUGCCUUGGGUAUUGGUGCCUUGGGUACUGUUGCCUUGGGUAUUGGUGCCUUGGGUAUUGGUGCCUUGGGUACUGUUGCCUUGGGUAUUUGUGCCUUGGGUAUUGGUGCCUUGGGUACUGUUGCCUUGGGUAUUGGUGCCUUGGGUAUUGGUGCCUUGGGUACUGUUGCCUUGGGUAUUGGUGCCUUGGGUAUUGGUGCCUUGGGUAUUGCUGCCUUGGGUAUUGCUGCCUUGGAUAUUGGUGCCUUGGGUAUUGGUGCCUUGGGUACUGUUGCCUUGGGUAUUGGUGCCUUGGGUAUUGGUGCCUUGGGUACUGUUGCCUUGGGUAUUGGUGCCUUGGGUAUUGGUGCCUUGGGUAUUGGUGCCUUGGGUAUAGCAGCCUUGGGGACGACAAACUACCACCAUGAACCAUCAGGGACGACAAACUACCGCCAUGAACCAUCAGGGACGACAAACUACCACCAUGAACCAUCAGGGACGACAAACUACCGCCAUGAACCAUCAGGGACGACAAACUACCGCCAUGAACCAUCAGGGACGACAAACUACCACCAUGAACCAUCAGAGACGACAAACUACCGCCAUGAACCAUCAGGGACGACAAACUACCACCAUGAACCAUCAGGGACGACAAACUACCACCAUGAACCAUCAGAGACGACAAACUACCUCCAUGAACCAUCAGGGACGACAAACUACCGCCAUGAACCAUCAGGGACGACAAACUACCACCAUGAACCAUCAGGGACGACAAACUACCACCAUGAACCAUCAGAGAUGACAAACUACCGCCAUGAACCACCAGGGACGACAAACUACCGCCAUGAACCAUCAGGGACGACAAACUACCACCAUGAACCAUCAGGGACGACAAACUACCACCAUGAACCAUCAGAGACGACAAACUACCGCCAUGAACCAUCAGGGACGACAAACUACCACCAUGAACCAUCAGAGACGACAAACUACCGCCAUGAACCAUCAGGGACGACAAACUACCACCAUGAACCAUCAGAGACGACAAACUACCACCAUGAACCACCAGAGACGACAAACUACCGCCAUGAACCACCAGAGACGACAAACUACCACCAUGAACCAUCAGGGACGACAAACUACCGCCAUGAACCAUCAGGGACGACAAACUACCGCCAUGAACCAUCAGGGACGACAAACUACCACCAUGAACCAUCAGGGACGACAAACUACCGCCAUGAACCAUCAGGGACGACAAACUACCGCCAUGAACCAUCAGGGACGACAAACUACCACCAUGAACCAUCAGGGACGACAAACUACCACCAUGAACCAUCAGGGACGACAAACUACCACCAUGAACCAUCAGAGACGACAAACUACCACCAUGAACCAUCAGGGACGACAAACUACCACCAUGAACCAUCAGAGACGACAAACUACCGCCAUGAACCAUCAGGGACGACAAACUACCACCAUGAACCACCAGGGACGACAAACUACCACCAUGAACCAUCAGAGACGACAAACUACCUCCAUGAACCAUCAGGGACGACAAAUUAA